Spirodela intermedia is the source of this 10133-nucleotide messenger RNA. The record is from the annotation of a GenBank genome assembly. NCBI's taxonomy places the organism in Eukaryota, Viridiplantae, Streptophyta, Magnoliopsida, Alismatales, Araceae.
AUGACGAUGGCUGAGUUCUCAAUGGUGAGUGCCCAUGAUGAUUCCAGUCGGUUCCAUUCGAAAUCUCUCUCUCACCGUGCACUCCUGUCUGUUGUUGCCAGUAUCAGGAAGGUAGUGGAUCUGUUGUCAAUUCUUUCCCGACAAGGGGUGGGGGUGUGGGCACUGAUCUUGUUUUGCCCCACUUUUUUAGUUGUCUGAUUGUUUUUCUUUCGUGAUUUUUUUUUUGGGGAAGAGCGGGGAGGUGGGGUGGUUGCGUUUGAUUUAAGUAAUGGCCCUGUAGUGUGAAGGGGAAGCCUUUGUCUCAUCGAGGCUGAGAAGUAAUUAUUGGGUCCCCGUACUCGUGGACACUGGACAAUCAUUCGAGAAAUUGAGAUGGAUGUGUUCAAGGCCAUGCUAUCUUUUCGAAUGAUCUGAACAAUAAAAGGGAUUCCAGGUUGGCCAGUUCUGGGUCUCUGUCCUGAGGAUUGGAAUUUUUUAGCCCACUGUGUUAUUUUUAUUUAAUUUUGGGCGCAAUUAAUUUAAAGCAAGUUGUUUCCUCGUGAUAGCUUCCUGGCCUGAGGAAGCAAGGAGAUCCCAAAAUCCAGCGUUAUGAAGGACUCUCUGAGGACCAAUGUGACGUUCUUAUGCCUUUUCAUAGAGAAGGUUUGGCCCUUAGCCGGAAUAAUGGGAAGGAUUCUUGGUAACGGAAGUAGUUAUGUGGGGAAAAGCUAAGUUUGGUUGAAUUAUUUUAUUUCAUCUGCGGGAAGACAUUCUUUGAUGCAUAGAUAUGACGGGAGAGCUUCUAAAAAAGUUAUCGUCAGCCGUUGACCCCAUGAAUGAUUUCGUUUCCUGGAAGGGGUAGUUCAAUUGGAUAUUUCCUAAUCUCUGAAUGUUUAGAGAGAUCAGGGAGAUUUCUCCUCUCGCAUGCUUAUCCUAAGCUUCUCCUUUUUUCCAUGGUGUAUGUUCCGUCCUAUUAUCUUCUAAUUAGGAGUUUUUUUAUAAAAAAAUGGGUAAUUAAUUUUGGGCCAGUAGAGUUUUUGUCUCUUUACUAUUACCUUUCACCAUUUAUAGACAUGUUUGUUAUACUCAGCACCACCUUCAGAGAAAAAAUGAUCUUGUACAAGUAAAAGAGGGGCACUUGUUUGUGACGUUCUUGUUGAAGUCUUUUUAGUUUCCCGAAAGAGAAGCAUAUUUUUUUAUUUAUACUUCAAUUCAUAUUUUCGAGUGGAAAGAAAGGAAUGCUUGAUUGAAGGCAUUUGUUGUAAAAACGUCUGUCAUUUAGAAAUGCUGAUCAUUAUGCACACGUAGGUGGAGGAACUGGCUUUCCUUAUAAAGGACAACUUGUCAUGCAAACAUCUUGUCCUAUCGGUGGAGGAAAUGCUGAUUGACUUUCUGCAGAAUAACACAAGGUAAGUUUUAUCAGUUAGAAGCAUUUAUUUUUUACUGUUUUUUGUGUAUUUAUUUCCUUGCUUUUCAGAUUCGUAUUUAUCUUAUGAUGGUUUGGGAAGCAUUUUUGCCCUGCAUUGAACUCGUCAAAAUUUCAGAAUCAUCUAGGGUUCAUUCAAGUCAGAGUCGAUGCUAGUCUGACUUUUGAGUGGUAUUUGAUCUAGGUUUGAUUGUGUUAAAUAAUCUAAAGAGUACAAGUAGUUGGAAGAAAUUUGCGAAUAUCUUAACAAUGAAAAUUAAGGUAUUUAUUCAAAGCAAGGGAUUUGGAGAAGCUAUCAUGCGAUUUGAAGGAGAGGGAAGGGUGGGAGAGUGAGAAGUUUUUACUGUGUGCAUAUUAAAUGGUUUCGAAUUUCGUUUUUGAAUGUUAUACUUUUGUUGAACAGCCAACUGCAGAUUUGUCGAAUGUACUUGGCCAUUUUUUAUGAUUUUCCUGCUGCCUUUUGCUCUCUCUCUCUUUUUCAUGGAACAUUUGAAGAAAUUUUUCUGUGCCAACCAGUGGAGCACUAUGGGGCAUCAUUGAUAAUUCUCCUUACAUUUAAGUUUUUAAGUGCAGUUUAGAUGGGAUUAUAGAGCUUGAACCAAUGAGUCCCUACCAUCGUCUCAUGCUGCAUCGCCUUGCAGACAUCUUUGGGUAUGACCUUUUAUUGACCUCUUGUUAUUCACUUCAGGUCUCUAAAUGAUGUUGUUGGUUAUUUUUCGUAUUUAACAAUUUUCCUUUUGAUCCUAACGUUACUUGUCUGCACUAGGUUUGCUCAUGAAUCUGUUGGUGAGGGGGAUGAUCGCCAUCUAGUCUUACAGAGGUGCCCAGACUCAUCAAUGUAUGUUGGACCGUUCAACUUUCAACUGUUACAGGAUCUCAUGUUUAGCUAAAGAUAGAUGCUGCCUUCUUGCUGUAGAUUUUCGUUCCAGUGCUUUGCAUAUUGUAGAGAAUUUCGUACCCUAGGAGCUGGUUGGAGCUUCAAGAACUGGAGGGCAUCACUCCAAGAAGAAAAGGUGCCAAAGAUAACAAUUGAAAAGAAGGCCUCGAGUUUGUUAUUCCAUCGUCACCCCUAUUUAUAGGAGUUACAAGUGGGACCAAAAAGGAAAAGUAAAAGAGGCCCAAUAAGUGUUCACUAUAUGACUAGUUCUCAUAAGGGCAUAUCUACAAGAAAUGUUGGAGUAAAAUAAGAAAAAUAGAAUAAAUCGCAUAUUCUGUCACUCCCCCUGUAGGUGGUGCAUGGAUGUUGUCCAUGCCCAGCUUGCAAAGCAGCUUCUAAAAUGCAGAACUCGGCAACAUUUUGGUGAAGACAUUUGCCACUUAUGAUGAGGACUUCGCAUAUAAUAUCUGAAUGAUUCCACAUUCGACCUUUUCCUUGAUAAAGUGUCUGUCCACUUCAACAUGCUUCGUUCGAUCAUGUUGCACUAGGUUGUGGGCUAUAUCAAUUGCGGAUUAUUUGUCACAAUGUAGAAUGGUCGGUCGUUGAUAUUUGAUCUUCAUAUCAUUGAGAAAGCCGUCAAUCCACAAUGCUUCACAAAUUCCCAAUGCCAUAGAUCUAAACUCAGCUCCUACACUAGACCUUGCAACCACAAGUUAUUUCUUGUUCCUCCAGGUAGUAAGUUUUCACCAGUAAAGGAGCAGUACCUUGAUGUAGAUCUCCUGUCAGUUAUGGAACCCGCAUAGUUUGCAUCCGUGCAAAUUUCUACCUGGAGUUCUAAGCUUUUUGAAAAAGUAUGCCUUGUCCAGUAGUGCCCUUCAAAUAGGAUAGAAUCUUAUGAACAGCUUGUAGAUGGGGUUCUCUCGGAUCAUGUAUGAAUUGACUGAUAAUGCCCACAGCAAAUGCAAUGUCUGGUCGAGUAUGAUGUAGAUAAAUAAAUUGACCAACCAACCUCUGAUAUUAUCUCUUAUCCACUGGACUAUAAUUAUGGCAAUACCCCAAUGUAGAAUUCGGGUCUAUUGGUGUGUUAAUAGGCUUGCACUCAAUCUUCCAUGUCUCCUUCAAUAGAUCCAGAACAUAUUUUUGUUGUGAAAAGAAGAUUCCCUUCUCAGAAUAGGCAGCUUUAAUCUGUAAGAAAUAUUUGAGUUUUUCUAGAGAUUUGAUUUCAAAUUGAUUGGAUAACUGUUGACUCAGAGCCUUCAACUCAUCCUUAUCAUUUUCAGAGAUGAUGAUAUCAUCGACAUACACCAGAAGGAGAGUUACUCCUCUUGAUCUAGAGUGUUUAAGAAACAAAGUAUGGUCUCGAUUUCUAUGAUUAUAUCUCAGAUUCUCCAUUGCCUAAGAAAAUCUUCCAAACCAUGUUCGAGGUGACUGUUUCAAUCCAUAUAACGCCUUUCUUAGCUUACAAACUUUCAUAUCUAGAAGAGUUGAAUAGUAAUAAGGAGGUGGUUCCAUGUAUAUUUCUUCUUUAAUCUCUCCAUGGAGAAAUGCAUUUUUUACAUCAUAUUGAUUCAGCUCCAAUUCAAGAUUUAUUGCCAAGGCAAUAAGUAUCUUUACUGUGUCAAGUUUCGCCAGUAGAGCAAAUGUCUCCACAUAGUCAAUGUCAUAGGGCUGAGUAUAACCUUUGGCUACAAGUUUGGCCUUGUACCUCUCCAAAGAUCCAUCUGAGUUAUACUUUACAGUAUACACCCAUCUACAACCCACAAUUCUUUUAUUCUUUGGAAGAGUAACCAUCUCUUAGAUAUUACUCUCUUUCAGUGCUUUCAUUUCUGCAUCCAUUGCUCUCCUCCAAUUUACGCAGGGUUGACAAUUUGUCAUAUGAUAUAAAGCUGGCCAUUAGAUAUAGCUUUCUUUUGGCACAACUUCCAGUACCUUUUCUUAGUGCAAUAAGCCAUCUCAGAUCAUCCUCCUUAGGAGCUCCUCCUGAAGUUGUAUCCUCUCUUAUGCCAAGAUCCUCAUGCACUUUUUCAGAUCUGGUAUUAUUUUCUACUGUUUGAAUCACAUUUGGUGCAGCAUCUUCUCAAUUUUGAUUUUGAGUAUGUUCCAUGGGCAUUGCUGGUACUACUAGCACUGUUGGCUCUAUUGGGACAUGAGAUAUAACUAGGCUAACAGAAGUUAUCGUGAACAACUCAUAUGAGGGAAAUGAGCUACCCACAUGCAUUAAGAUAUUAUAUUGGCUGGGAGAUUCUUGAACAUCUGAGUACAUCUUUGGAGAGACUUCUGGAUCAGAGGAAAAGCUUUGAUGCUCAUCAAAGGUUACAUCAGAACUGAUAAAAAACUUCUUCGUUCCUAGGUGAUAACACAUAUUCUUUUCGAGUACGGGAAUAUCUCACAAAAACAUAUUUAAUAGCUUUUGGAUUGAGUUUGCCUCCUAGAUGAUGAGUAUGCACAUAAGCAAUACAUCCAAACAUCAUUGGGAUUAAAUCUGUCUUCAGCUUCACAUUUGGAGACUUCUGUUCCAAUAAGUCGAUUGGGCUCUGAUAAUUUAACAUCUUUGAAGGAAUUUUGUUGAUAAGAUGAACAGCUGUCAGUAAUGUUUCCCCUCAAAGAUAUUUAGGGACAUUGUGAUGAAACAAUAGUGUCCUUGUGGUUUCUACCGUAUGUCCAAUCUUUCUCUCAGCUACUUCAUUUUGAUGUGGAGUGUUAACACAUGAAGAUUCAUGCACAAUGCCAUGCUUUUUGAAGUAUGUUGACAAUGUAGUGUUGAAAAAAUCUUUGACAUUUGUUGAGAAUUAAUCUUGAUUGAGAUUCUUGCAACUUGGAGAAUGAAAGGAGUUGAUCUUCACUAUCCUCCUCUUCCAGGAAGAUGAAUCAGUCACCACUUCUUAGAGCAAAGUUUCCACAAUCCCAAAAUCUCACAUCAAUUAUCUUGGUUUCCCACUUAAGUACAGGUUACAUGAUUUAAUGGGCCAGGCCCAUUACAUUAGUCUUUAAGUGGAUCCGUUAACAGUCUAAUGGAUCCACUUAACAUAGGGAAUGACAGAGAAGAACGAAAAUACAGUGAAAAGAACCAAAUAGAUAGGAAAAACAAUCCUAGAGAAUUCAACAACAUUAUCUGAUUUUGAAUCUCUUAAUUAGAGUUCUAAAUUGAUUCAAAAUCAUCACACAUAAUGACUAUAUAACUUUAUUUUUGAGAAGAUAUGUCCAAGUAGUCCGAGUGUAAUCAUCUCUAGCAUUAAGAACUAUAUGGCUCCAAUUGUAGAUGUCACUUGAGAUGGUUCCCAUACAGCACUAUGGAUGCAAUAAAAUGGAGUCUGACUCCUUUCACCCAUAGUUCUAGAUGGAGCUUUUUUGUUUUUGGCCAUUUGGCAUGCAUCACACAUGAUCUUAUUUAAGCCACAAAGUUUACCAAAGGAAGAAAACAAUGUUUUUAAGAGUUCAACGGAGGGAUGACCCAGCCAAUAAUGAAGUAGUUUUAUUCUACUAAUAUAUGAAGUUUCAUUUUCUCCCCCUUACUUCAGCUGUCUAGUGGUAAGGAAGUAGCAUUCCCCUCCAAGUAGAGCAUCCUAUUCUUCUCUUCAACAUGUCCAAUCCUUUAAUUCAACAUCUUGUCAUACAUAGAACAAUCAAUAUUGUCAAGAGUCAAUCUGCAAUUAACAACUCCAAGUUUUUGAGGAGAAAUAAGGCAUCCUUUCAACUUUGGAACAUAGAGAACAUUUUUCAAACUCUCCACACUCUCAAUCUUUACAUCUCUCAUACCAGUGACAUGGAGUAUCUCACCCCUUGAAGUGAGAACCUUCUUCUACCCAUCACAUGAUAAAUAUGUGAUAAAGUUUGAACGAUUUGGGGUCAUAUGAUCCAUUGCCCCCGAAUCUAAUAUCUAGUUAUCUUUAAACUCGAUAGAAUGGAUACCCAGAAACGCAUUGGACUUACUUACCCUUGCCAAUGAGGUGGAGCUGAAUAUAUACUUCAGUUUCUCAAUUUCUUAUUUCAGAGAGCUAAUGUCUUCUCCCACUCCCUUAGUGGGUAGAUUCCCCCUGUUUGAGGUAUGGGCAUCAGAUUUAGAUCAUUCAGUGUCAUGUGUAACCAAUGUGUGUGCAUGUCCCUGUUGUGGAGGCUUUUCAUCCAAUAUCUAGUAAUUUUCCCUAUUAUGAUUCUCCUUUUGCAAUGUGAACACCACAAAUCCUCCUUUCCUUCACUUCUAACAACUUUCCUAGAGGAAGUGGAUUGCCCAACCUUCUACUCUCCUGAGGUUGUAAAUGUCUUUUGUCUCUUAGACUUGGCCAGAAUUACUGCACCAACUUCUUUAGCUGCUCCUGGAAUCAGUUGCAGUUUGCUCUCCUCAAUUACAAUGAGGAUUGCCUCCUCAAUAUCUGGUACUUUCUCACGGUUGAGAAUUUGGCUUCUCAACUUUUCAUACUCGAUAUUGAGGCCCAUCAAAAAUUUGUAGAGACAAUCUUUUAGGACAUAAGCCCAUUCUUGAGAUUCAGGGUUCCUCACUGAUUGAUAGUGACCAAUCUCCCUCUAGAGAGCAUGUAACUUUGAGGCAUAGUCCAGAACGGAUAUAUCCCCUUGUACUAGUGUUGUUGCUUUGGUCACAAGUCCAUAAAUAUGCCAAUCUAUAUUGCGCUUUGAAGAAGCCUUAAGAACUUGAUACCAAGAUCUCUGGAAGUCUUGAAACCCAGAAAAUUCUUGUAUACAUGUCUUGCCAUUGUCCCAAUUAGCCAGGUAAGAAUAAGAGUAUCAUCUUUCUUCCAUACCUUGUACUCUGGACUGGAGAUAAUUUAUUGGAUUCUAAACCAGAUGAUCUUCUAGACCUCUUCCCCGUAAGAUCAAUUGUACAUAUUGACUCCACUGGAGAAGAUUGCGGCCAUCAUAUUUCAGCUUUUCAGGUACUCUUGAAAUCAGUUGCACUGGUCAAUCUCUCUCUUCUGAAGAAGAUUGAAUGAUCAUGGAAGACGCCUGAAUCACCUUAAAUGAACCACCGGUCUGGAUCAUCGUCUCCACCUCGAAUGUUGUUUCCUUAAUUCCCGGUAGACUUCUUGAGCCUCAUGAUGGAAGCCUCAGGAAACAGCUUUGCAAUGAAAGCCAGAAGAAGUAAAGUAAGAAUCAAGAGACAUGGAGAUGAUUGCCAGGCUUUCAUACCAUGUGGAGAAUUUUGCACCCUAGGAUCCGGUUUAUAAUUCUAAGAACAGGAGGCACCAAAAAUAGCAAUUGAAAAGAAGACCACGAGUUUGUUAUUCUAUCGUCACCCCUAUUCAUAGGGGUUACAAGUGGGAUCAACAGAAAAAGUAAAAGAAGCCCAAUAAGAGUCCAUUAUAUGACUGGAUCUCAGAAGGCCAUAACUACAAAUAAGAAAAACAAAGGAGUAAAAUAAGAAAAAUAGAAUAAAUUGCAUAUUAUGUCACAUAUCAAGAAGUUAUUAUGAUUAAUUUUUAUUUUUUUUCUGGAAUACCAUCUGGAGGAGAGAAUUUUUUCGUAGGGUGAUGGAGAAAAUCUUGUGAUUGGGUUCAUAUAUAAAUUAUCAGUGACCCUCUCGACACCAAUCGGGUGUGAAGAUGGAUACUGAGUUUCUGAUCUAUGGAUCUGGAAGAUAAUAUUUAUUGGGCAAAGCAAACAUGACAUGACAAGUGGAUGCAGCUGUGAGAACUCUCAGAAGAUCUUCGAGCUGUUCGGGGUCACUUCAUCCGUGAGAUACCUCCAGAAUUUUACCCACCAACUGCUACAUCAUGAUUCAUGAUUGAAGAGAGUUUUAAACCGAAAAAGAGGUCAAAGAACUUGAUCUUGCUGAAUUAGGAUGGAACCCUAUCAUUGAUUGCCUGCUCUGAUCUCAUUGUAUACAGCCUGGGUUCGUAGAUUCGGCCAAAAAUAAUGCAGUAGGCGUUCAGAAUGUUUUUUUAGUCAGGAAAAAAUAAAUACACAGACACUUUUGAACAUGGAUCUUUUGAUACGAAAUUUCCUCUUUUGUCAGUUCCUGAUCAGAUCCCAUCCCUUAUCCUUUGUGUUUUCAGUAACUAUUAUGAUGCUUCUUCCCUUGCUACUUCCCUCCCCUCCCUUCCUCUCCCCCUUCACUCUCUCUCUCUCUCUCUCUCUCUCUCCCUCUCUCUCCCUUUUCAUUGAAACAGUAGUAUAUUAAUGUCAUGUAUAAUUAUGGAGCUUUGAGAGGGAUGAGAAUACUAUUAAUUUUCUUCUUUGAAGAAUUCUGAACCUCCUAUUCUCUUAGAUAUCUGCAUCCUUUGUUCAUUCUAUCUUACCUUUAUUUUGUAGACCUUUAGUUCUUGUCAGUGACAUCUUGUUGCAGUAUGAUGAAUAUCAACCUCCAACUUCCUCGGCCCAAAUCCUAAAACGGAAAGGUUCCACCCCAGGUACAAUAAUUGCAUAUUUAUUUAUUUAGUACAUGAAAUGUAUAUGCCUAGUUAAUUCUUUCCGUAAAUUUUAAUUUAUGUUCUACUACUCGGAACCUAUUUAAAAUAACAUAAAACAUUCCCACGUGGCAUUAACAAUGCCAUCUGUUUGCUGUCGUCUCAGUGCGACAUGACAGUACUCAAAAUCAUGCAGAUACUUAGAUGCAACCUACACAGAGAGAGCUCCCUCUCUCUCUCUCUCUCUCUCUCUCAGGGUACGACUCAUGCUGGUCAAAAAGUGUCCAUCUUUGGUGGCGAUAAACUGACGAUUCUGUACUACAGGAGUUGUUUCCUUUGUCAGGAGGGGCUUUUUUUUGUAUAAAUAUACUAAUUCCAUGGGUAUAGAAUAAAAAUAUUGUAUUUUAGUGGAUGUAAAAACUUAAAUUUUCCUGUAAUGAAACAGCUAAACUAUGCCCUUAUCCUUUUAGCCAAUAGUUUUUCAUUUUCCUGAAUUAUUGUUUCUUGAUUUAAAGGAAUCCUCAUCUUAUUUGUAGGAGCUUCUUAGCACUACUAUAAAUAGAGCUUUCAAAUCAAGAAACGAUAACUCAGGAAAAUUAGUAUGUAGUCGCUCUACAAUGCUAUCUUUUCCUCAGUCGCAGUUUCAUCCAAUUCUUACCUUUAAUGAUAAUAAAGGCAGCUCUACAAAUAAGGCAACGAAUUCUUCAAAUCAAUAAAUAUUAAUUAAGGAAAAAUGAAAACUAUAAGUACAUCAUCAUGGUACACUAUGGUAUCAUCGCCUUAUUUGUAGCAUCAUCCUGUUCAUACCUUCAGUGAUAAUUGUUUGUAAUUCUGCAAGGAUGAGGAUGAUUUCCCCAAAUGAGGAAAUAAUAAUCUAUGAAAAUGAAAGCUAUGAUUAGGAGCAUAUCUCAUAAUGUCAUCAUUGCCUUAUUUUGCAGCAAACAAGGCAAGGGUGGCUUCUUCAGCCCCUUUGCUUCCAGUUGAAGAGCGUGAAGCAGCUUAUCUUGCUGCCCGUGAACGCAUAUUUUCCUUGUAUGAUGACUGUAAAGAGGAGCCCGUCACUCCUAAACCCAGGACCAUCCCAGUGGCUGCCCGCCGGAUGAUUGCUCAUGCUCUGGGUCAAAGGAUAUCUUCUUCAGGUCCUCCGGACUUGGGGGGAUCCCAUCAGGACCCCACUCAGAAGACUGCAGUCAACGCCAGUGGCCUCUCAGAUUCCGCUGUGGGCUCUCAAGAAGGUUCGUCCAGUCAAAGGGUGGGAUCCCAAGAAAGGAAAGCCAAUGUUCGUGUCUCACACUCUGAGAUGAAGGAGCAGAGAAAAGCUCCCAUUAAAGCUUCUGAAGGUAGCGGCUUUCUGGGAACUGGGAGUGAAGAGCAGGAUGUGGGGGUUCGGAGCUUGGAGAGGGAGAGGGCUGGAGCUGCCAGGAGGAUCUUCGCCAAUGCCCUGGGCCUUGGCUCAGCCAGGAACAGUCGACCAUCUCAGACUAUGGAGUGA